This is a messenger RNA of Petromyzon marinus (sea lamprey), 932 nucleotides long. RefSeq lists its product as uncharacterized. NCBI's taxonomy places the organism in Eukaryota, Metazoa, Chordata, Hyperoartia, Petromyzontiformes, Petromyzontidae. Gene Ontology annotation, biological process: antibacterial humoral response; innate immune response. Gene Ontology annotation, molecular function: serine-type endopeptidase inhibitor activity. The record is from RefSeq and is a predicted model, not a curated record. Gene Ontology annotation, cellular component: extracellular region.
GGGGAGGAGAGCGACCAUAAAAAGCUGGUCCGGCAGGUCUACCUGGGAUAUUCACACAUGAGUUAUGGAGCCGUCUGUGUUAACCGGAUGGCUGCUGGUGGUCCUAGCUCUGGAGCGCUCAUCAAAGCUGUCUGCAGGUCAUGUUAUUGUCCGUUAUGCGAACAACCAAAUAUGCGGCUCCGAAGCGCGGACCCAUGUCCACGUGGGACAACUCGUGCCCCAGGCUGGACUCUAACUCUGAUCCCUGGACCUGCCUCGCCAACUUCUCGUGGGAACGCAGCUCGGCAAAGAACAUCGCCACGGCGGACACGGACUUGUACAAAACCUGCAUCAAGGCGUGGGUUUCGCCAGCCCCUGGGGAGUGCACCGUGCCGGACCCAAGUUCUAGAAGCGGCGGCAGCUACUGCAGCCUGGUUCCUGACCAGGACUGUAGCAACAUCACUGCCUGCCCUGGCCCCUUGGGGUCGUGGGACGACACCGGCACACACCAAGGAUUGCAGAAGCCUGGGUUCUGUCCCUCCGUAGUUCAUGACGUAUUGUGCAUUCACUUCGUGGAGCGUUGCUCUGCCGAUCUCGAGUGCCCUGGCCGACUUAAGUGCUGCGACGCAAAGUGUGAACGCCACUGCAUGCAGCCACAGGAAGGUGUGCACAAGCUCGGGUUGUGUCCCCUGGCGAGUGACAAGGUUGUGUGCACCCGGCUUGAAGAGGGCUGCAGCAGUGACUUGGGAUGCCCAGGGGAGCUCAAGUGCUGCCUCGUCUCGUGCGGCCGGGCAUGUGUGCAGCCUGACCUAGAUUCUACAAAACGCUCCGUUCCAUUUCAGUAACCUGGACUCGCAUGGCUUGCAGAAUUUAAGAAUGCGUUUAUAAUUAUGCUAUGUUUUAAAAUACUUUUAAUAUUCUAAUUUUGCUCAAUAAAGAUUUUUUUUCUGGUA